AUGUUACGAUCAAGAAAGUCUGCACCUGUCCAGUCUACCAAUACCAAAGAUGAACUAGCAACUGGUGGUUUGUCAUCUGUGGAUAUUGGCUGGGUGGGACCUAUAACUUUACGCAGACGUGCUAAACCGGAAUUGGAAAAUGUACAACACAAAGAUGUAUCACUUCGAAUAUCUAUACAAGAAGUUAAAAAUCUUUCAGCUAAAGGACGAUACUUUUGUGAAAUAUGUUUGGAUCGUACAUUAUAUGCGCGUACAACUAGCAAACUGUCAGAUGGAACUGUAUUCUGGGGGGAACAAUUUGACUUAAACAAUUUGCCUAUAAUAUCCAUUAUGACAAUAAAUUUAUUCAGGCAAGCAACUUCUGUAAAAGACAAACGACAAAGGAACAAAAAUCAGAAUCAAUUUAUCGGUUAUGUUACUAUUCCAUUGAACGAUGAUUCACAACAAUGUGAGAUACAAAAAUGGUUUACAAUGCAACCUCCACAAAUUAACUCAAACUUAAAUUAUCUAGAAAAUCUACAAGUUCGUCAUCAACAACAUCAGCAACAAACAGAUACAAAUCAAACUCCGUCGAUCAAUUAUUCAACUGGAGUAUCGGGACGACUUCGUAAACAUUCUAUUCCAGCUUCAUGUUUUGGAUAUUCUAAUUCAUUUUCAAUUAUACCCAAUUCACAGUAUACUACUAAUAGUAAUAAUAAAUUAUAUGAUGAUAAUGAACUAAAGUAUAACCAUAUGGAACUGUCGAAAAAGAAAUGUUCAUGGACUGCUGGUGUCACUACUGAUAGUAAUUUUAAUAAAACUAAUAAAAUUAUUUCUAAAUCAUCAUCGUCUACAUCAACUGCAACUUCACCAAAUCUUUCACCUAAUAGUAAUUCAGUUACAAAUAAUUUUAUUUUAUCUGAAAAUUCUUUACCUCAAUUAAGAAUGAUGAUCCAUUAUCAAACAGUUGAUAUUCUACCGAUUGCUUGUUAUAAUCAAUUGAAAGAGUUCAUCAAAACAAAAUAUUUAGACUUGAUCAAAAACUUGGAACUUAAAUUAUCAGCUAAACAAAAAGAAGAAUUAACUAGCUGUUUUGUAAAUAUCUUUGAAAAACUACCAGAUUUAUCUGUAGCGGAAUUUUUAUCAGUACUACUUCGUGAAGAUUUAAGUAAUAAUGGAAAAGAAUCUAUGAUAUUUCGAGCUAACUCAGCAGGAUCAAAAGCAAUGGAAUGUUAUAUUAAAUUAGUGGGCACUGAUUAUUUACGAUAUGUUCUUGGUCCAGUAAUCGAUCAAUUACUUGUUAUUGGAGAUGAUUUUGAAAUAGAUCCUUCUAGAUUAGGAGCUUCUAAUGAUUCAUCUACUGCAUCAAACAACCGAAAUACACUAUCUGUCAUACUAGAAAGAAAUCGUACUGCCUUACUGAAAAAUGUUGCAAUGAUCUGGCAAAGAAUUGAAUCAAAUCAAUGUAAACUACCAAAAGAAUUACGUGACGUUUUCACUGCACUUACAUUAACAAUUGAAGAAACACAUGGAGUUCAAUCGGCGGCACGUUUAAUUUCAAGUUGUUUAUUUCUACGUUUUAUUUGUCCAGCUAUACAUGGUCCAGUAUUAUUUGGUUUAGCUUCAUCUAUACCAGAAAAUAAUCGUAUUUCUAGAAAUUUAACUUUAAUUGCAAAAGUUUUACAAAAUUUAGCUAAUUUAACUUUAUUCGAAGAUAAAGAAAUUCAUAUGAAAGCAUUAAAUUCUUUUAUUGAACCAGAAAUUCCAACAAUGUAUAAAUUUCUUCGAUCAAUCGCUUCAAAUACCGAUGCUAAUUAUCAUUUAUCAACUAAUUCUGAUUGUCAUGAAUUUAUUGAAUUGGGAUAUGAAUUUGCAAAACUUACUCAAUUACUUAAUCAUUAUGUUAGUAAAAUUAACAUUACACCACAAAUUGCUGAAUUACCCGAUCUAUUACAGAAUAUUUCAGAGUUAUUAAAUAACCAAACUUUUACGUCAUGGAAUCAUAAAAGUCAGACCGAUUUCGAAAGAAACACAAAUAGUAAUUCAUAUUCUUCUAGAAGUGGAAUACCAAGACAUCAUAGUCUCGCGAACAAUAAUUCUAUUUCAGUUGUCGAUAACAGAAGGCCAUCAGAAGCGACUACCACCAUAAAACCAUCAAUGACUAAAUUACAUGAAGUAAACAGAAAUCUAUCACCGGAAGCAUCUAUAAAUGUAAAAACAAUACAUAAUCAACAAGAACCUAGUAAUAAUGCUACUUCAAAUAGUUCAGCUGACAGUAAUGAAUGUAUUUCAAAUACAAAACAAGAAAAAUCGUGGGAUACAUUUAUUAUUCAAAACGAAUAUUUACCUUGUAAAUUUAAUUCUGCCGAUAUGAUAUUAAAACAUAUACAUAUAAAUGACCUUGAACAACCAGAAAAUAUGGAGGAGUUAUUAAGUCAAUAUCGUGAACAGUUACGUCAAUUAAAUGAUUGUAUUGAAAAAGUUGAACCGAACUGUUAUCAUAACCCGAAUUUAUCUCAUGCUUUAAGUCAUUCUACACAAUCUGUACAUAAAAUUAAAAAUCCUACAAAUAGAACUCCCAAUAAUAACGCCAAUAUCAAUGGAAAUAAUAAUCAUAUAAACAAUGGAAAAUUUGACAGAAAUUCAUCAAGACAAAGUACUGAUGAAAUUAGUUAUCGUCAAGCAAAACGAAAAAUAAUAAAUUCAAAAUCCGAUAAUUCAACACCUGUACCGUUAGGUCGUGUGUUGAAAAAAACGCAAUGUUCACAUCAAAACUCACACAAAACGAAUAAUAAUUCAAUAAGUAAAGAUGAUGAUGAUGAUGACGGUGAUGAUGGAGAUGAUGAUAAUUAUACCAGUGAGUGUGAUAUUGGUAAGACAUUAAUUCCUACUCAUUCUACAUCUAUAACUACUGACCGUUCAAGUACGAGCAAUAGUGAUUAUGAUUAUGACGAUUAUGACGAUAGGAUUACAGAAUGUACUACUGAAGAUACAAGUGAAUACACAAAGAAAAGAACUACAAAAAAUAACAAACCAAACAAAAUUUCCACGAGGCAAAAUCAUUUGUCUGAAUAUCCAAGUCUGGAUCAAUUAGCUGAAAAACUACAAGAAUUGAAAAAAAUGCUUCAAUUAGAACGUCAAGAAAUUGAAGAAGUAGUAGCAUCUAAAACAGAAGUAAUAAAACAACAAGAAAAAUCUAUUGAGCAAUUAGAAUCGGAACUUGAUCAAUUACGUAAAGAGCAUAGACCAUUAAAAAUGAAACCACCAAAUGGUAGACACACAAGUAAAUCAACUUCACGUACAGUCAGUCCAACUUCAUCACUUUCAUCUGAAUGUUAUUCAUCUAAUUUAUCUGAUAUAACUCAAAAUUGUCACAGUUAUAAUAAUCCUUUUUAUCAUAACGAUAUACAUAACAAUAAAAAUAAUAAUAAUAAUACUAACAAUAAUAAUCACUUUUUCGACUCAUCAAUUCCAAAUUAUCACAGUAAUAAUCAAGGUUUAAAUAAUCUUAGUCGAGGUGAAUCAGUCAUUACAGAGAAUUAUCGUACUGAAAGUUUUCAAGAAAGAUUAUUAUGGAAAGGACAAAUGAGUCGAUGUGAAAAACAAGUUAAAUGUAAUUCUAACCUACUUUAUUUAUCAAGAGCUAGUGAAGGGACAGGAAUUCCAUUAGGACAUUUAAUUGAAGCAAAUCGUUCAGUGCAUAUUGGACGUCGUGAAUCAGAAACAAAACUCUUGCCACAUUAA
Messenger RNA from Schistosoma rodhaini, 3723 nucleotides. The record is from the annotation of a GenBank genome assembly. NCBI's taxonomy places the organism in Eukaryota, Metazoa, Platyhelminthes, Trematoda, Strigeidida, Schistosomatidae.